Daphnia pulex (common water flea) is the source of this 4491-nucleotide messenger RNA. RefSeq lists its product as uncharacterized. The coding region runs from base 611 to 4327 and encodes 1238 amino acids. The transcript is spliced from 20 exons. Gene Ontology annotation, biological process: meiosis I. Lineage: Eukaryota; Metazoa; Arthropoda; Branchiopoda; Diplostraca; Daphniidae. The record is from RefSeq and is a predicted model, not a curated record.
AUUGACGUUAAUACUUUUUCGUUUCAUUUCCGACAUUUUGAAGAACAAAAAAGAAUCAGACCAGGAAAUGCAAAGUUGAGAGUUUAGCGUUGAUGAGGGAGGCAGUUUUUCUGUGUGCUCUAGGAGAAAAGAAAACUCUUUUUUCGGGUUCGACCCGAGCCAACUCUCCUUGAAUUAUAAAUAGAGCGGACCUACUUCUUGUGGUCUCCCCUCUCUUUCUUCCUUUUAACUUUUUGGUCCAAAGUUCUUUUCUUUUCUCAUCACCUUUCCGUCUCUUAAUGAGCUUUUGCUGCCCUUUAUUCUUCUUCUUCGUGUGUCGUCAAAGAAUGGGCACUUGUCCCGCUUACUAGAUCUGCGCCAUCGCAUUCCGUCACUGUGUAGUCAUCAUAUUCUAGAAAAACGUCACCCAGAAAUAUCGAUAUUGACGUUACGCCAUUUUUGUUUUCAUUCAAGAAAAAUCGGUGCCCUGGCGGUCGAAAUCGACAACUUGCAGAAGACGAUUAAACAAACAAAAGAUUUUGGGGGGAAAAGGUGAACAACGUCGAAUAUUGGCUGAGUGUUGUUUGAUUGUCUCCAUUUGAAUUGAUACACAAACGAAUUGACAUACAAAAUGCGUGAGAGCGAAUUAGUAAGUGAGACACAUCGAAGUCACGCCCUUGAAUGGCGUUCAGACGACACGUGUCUGUUAUGUCUAAUUGAGAUUAUCCGAGCCGAUUCGAGUAGCAGGCUGAAAAUCCAUCGUCGUUUCGCCCUGGCCACUUUGAACCACAGACUCAACCCUGACGUCACUCGACCCUCGUUUCAGCAGCAAGAGAACAGCAGCUGCAGCAGCAAGAACCUGGCCAGGCUGUUGCAGAAAAAUCGCAAUGUUUCCUCACAAGUCCUCAACACGCUUUUGGACAGUUUAACUUCAGUGGACGUCGUCGAUUUGGCGAUUGAAGCCGUCUACCGACUUUAUCAUCACGUCUUACGCGACGAAACCGUCUUGGAUAACGUGCUGACGCACUGCGUUCAAAAGAUUGGUGAAGACCUGGACCAGCCGGAGAAAUGGGUGCCUUACCUCAGUGUCAUGCAGCGUCUUGCCCGUCUGAAUUCAUCGGCCGUGGCCCUGGCCAUCAGCCAAAACGCCAAACUGGAAAAUGAGAUGGUGGAACACUUGAGCGAUCACUUGAGCGAGUUUGUCGCGCUGCACGUCGUCGCUCUGCUGGAUCCAAUCGUCAGGAGCGGCGACGCUGAUGGAAUUCUUAUCCGACCCGGCAGACGCCCGAUCCUGAUGCUCCAGUUGGCCCGCCUUCUCCAAAACUCUCAAUGCCAACAGUUGGUCUGCUCCGCCCUGGGUUUCGCUCUGAUGCUUUGGAUCAAAGAGGAUUUGCAACAGCCGGAGCACAGCCGACAACCCGACGACAAUGGCCGCUCGAAAACUCAACAGCUGUUGUCAACCACGGCCAACGGUUUGAAACGAAUCAUCCUCCGCAGCCAGCCAGAGAUACAGGUGGCCGCUUUACAGGUGCUGGACGCCUUGCUGCUGAAAUGUCGCCAGCUGACGGACGGCCCUCAGAUGAUGUCGGUCUUGAUGGAGCAGCAAGAUUUGGCCGAAUUGAUGUACGACGUCCUUUACGCUAACCAUCUGCCGUUAUUGGAGUUCGCUUUGCGCUGUCUGCAUCACUUGUCCCGCUGUCCGCCCUUUUUCCAGCACCGAUGCGUCAUCCUGGGCGUGGAGCCGCUACUGCGAGUCAUUCCUCACCUGGCCGACAGCAACGCCAGCGCCUUGAGUGGCGGACUGAUCGUCGCCUACGCCGUCCACCUCCUCAGCGACAUGCUCUCCAAGUACGACGGAGAAGAGUCGCUGCUGCAGCGGUGCGUCUCGUCGACGGAUGAGUCGAAUGGUGGAUUCCACGUGGCCUGUCACAUCGCCAACAUGGCACUCGAUUCGUGCGCUCUUCAUUUGGAAACGGGUGGCGUUUACCUGGUGGCAGCACUCCUGGACAGGAAAAAUCUGCCCGUGCCGAUUCCGCUGGAUCGUGUCUCUGAAUUGAUCCGAUCCUGCGUCAAAUCGCUGGCUCCUCCCGACAAAAAGUGGAAGAGCGAAACGGGCAGGAUCCAUCUUCAAGGAUUGAUUCGGAUGCUUUCUUCAGCUACCGGAUUGAUUGUCUACUUGACGGACGACCCUCGCGCUCGUUUGAGCUCCUACGCGUCGGCCAACAGCGCCCAACUAGCGUCCUACCAGGAGUCGCUCGAUAAAUUGAUUGAUCUCAUUGUCGCUACGAUCGACGAGCUCAUUACUGCGUUCCAGCAAGUCGACAAAGAAUCUCUUUGGUCCGAUUUCUUUCUUGUGCUGGUCCAAUUAGCGACGGGCUCCGCCACUGGCGCCGGUUACGUCCAGGCGGCAUUGAAAGCCGGUUUCUUGCUGAGUCGAGUCUACGAUGCCCGCAGAGGAUCGAGCCCGGCGUCGGCUGAAAGGGACUCGGCGGAUGAGCUCCUGACUUGGUUUCUGGCUCGCUCGCUCGACGGAAAUCAGGAACAACCGUUCGCAUUGGCUCCUACCACCAGGAUCCGCCACCACCACUACGCCACCCUCCGCGGUUUGGUCCGCUCCAUUCCAUCCGCCCUGGCGGAAUGGUCCGACUGGAUCACCAACGAUAAGAGGUCGCCGUUUGGAGCCAAGUGCUCCGCCCUCGUCUUGCUCUAUCAGCUGGAAUUAUGCGAGACAUCAAAGGAAGCUCCGUUCGCCGGUGAUCACUCGGAGGCCCUCCUGACGGCCGUUGGUGAUUUGAUGCUGACUCAUUCCCCUUGCGACAUGGACGAUCCCGAUCUUCUCCGCUCCGUCUGGUUCCUCAUUGCCAGGUACAGUGAUGGAUUCCACGAAGCCUCGAAAGCUUUUGUCCAUCUGGUGAAAUGGUUCCAGCCCAAUGGCUCGCUUCUGCUGCCGUGGCUCCGUCGCAUUUACACGCCCCAUCUGUCUCUAAUGCGAUGGGCCUUUGCACUCAAGGAUAUCGCCUCCUACUUGGGAUCUUACAUGAUCCUUCUGUGGAUCGAUGAAGAUGAUGUCGAUGGUAAAAAGGCCACAACUCUGGUCAACUUGUGUCUGGAAAGAUCCGACGAUGUUUUGCUCCUGAGCGUUUUCGAUUUGGCUUUCCACGAAGAUGCCGGCGUCAGCUGUUGUGUGGCUUCCAUUUUGGAGCGAGUGGCCGCCGGAAGCGAGUCGAUGAGAGUGGCCAUUGGCCGGAUGAUCAAGUACAACAUUCCGCGAUUCCUCCGUCUGACAGACGUCACUGAUGACAAUUACUCUCGAUUGAUAGGAUCUUUACGUCUGCUCUGUCGCCUGUCGUCAUCAAGUCGUCAACGCUCCGGGCUACCGGUGGCGGAUGCUGUCAUCUCGGACGAUUCGAUUUCUGCUUGGAGGGAUCCCGCCAUCGUCGCCGCCCUCGUCUCGUUCCUGCCCCGCACCAUUCGCUUUGGCCAGCACCAGGUGAAAUUGGGCGCGAUGGAUCUCUGGUCUUGGAGUUGCCGCUACUUGGAGUCGGUGCUGCUCUUGUCUGUAACCGAAACGACUCCAUCCCCUUCAUCUCGUGUGCUCUGUCAAAUUGUGAUGGAAAAUCGAAGUUUCAUCGAAUUUGUCGACGAGAUUUAUGGACGGGAUGAGCUUCCAGUCUGGCGAAACGUGGCCCAAUUGGUGGCGGCCAUGGCCGCUUUCCAUCAUCUCCACCGACUAAAGGUCAUUUCGCCCGUUCGUGUUUCCAUGGCCCGUCUCAGCAGAAAGCUGACGGCUGGAUUAGUCGGGAUGGACGGCGAAGCUGCCGAGUCGCUGGAUGUUAUCCUUCAGCUGCUCGACUGGCUAUUACGCGAUGCUACUCCCGACGACGACGACGAUCCGGUCACUCCCACGACUACCAACCGACGUCUACUUAUCGAUCCUUCACUGGAAGAUGACGACAGAGACCCAGUGAACCAGCAGCCACACCACCGUUAUUGCAGCCAGGAGAGGAAUGGUUUGCUGGAACACUUGUGGUCCACGUUGGUCAACUGGACGAUGCGCAGUGCCGAUGGGUCGACGACCAAGAACCGAAUUUUCGCCUGUCUCUCGCAACUGAUGCGCUCCUGUCAGCGAUCACUUCCGCCCGCCCAGUUCGCCUUGCUGGCCGCCCAGCCCUGGAAUUACAUGGUCGUGGUCGACGCCGUCCGCUCUCCGUCGUCGUCCAGCGUGGAAGCCGUCCAGUUGGCCACGGCAUUGAUCCGCCACUCGAAGCAGACACUCAAAUCUUGCGGAGCUCACCCAUGGUCUACCCAACUGGAAGAGACACUGAGUCGACAUCCGCCUUCACAGUAACAGUAAAGAAAAACAAAACUUUUCUUUGAGAGUUUCAAAGAAGAUUAAGAGUGUCGUCAUUGUCACGUUUCAUCACUUGUUUCAUUGCUCAUUCCGCCAGUGUUUCCUCGGGAUUUUUAUUCUUUUCUUUUGUAGCGCUGGAAAAUAUAUAUUAUACACACACA